UCUCCACUCGGAUGGAUGCCGCCGAGGCAGCUCAGACUCGGUGCACCAGGCACCAGCUUCCUGAUCUUGCCCCUCGAACCUCCUCAACUCCUCGUCCCAGUCUGCUCCCCCCUAUGCCUGCUGCAGCCACCUCCCCUCCCCGCUGUUCCUCAGACGUGGCAAGUCAUUGGAGUCCUGGAUGAUUGCUUGUGUGAUAUUGAGAGCAUCGAUAACUUUAACACGUACAAAAUCUUCCCCAAAAUAAAAAAGUUGCAAGAGCGAGACUACUUCCGUUAUUACAAGGUCAACCUGAAGCGGCCGUGCCCAUUCUGGGCGGAAGACGGCCAUUGCUCCAUAAAGGACUGCCACGUGGAGCCGUGUCCAGAGAGUAAAAUUCCCGUCGGAAUUAAAGCUGGGAUUUCGAACAAGUACUUGAAAGUGGCCAACAAUACCAAAGAAUUCGAGGACUGUGAGCAAGCUAGCAAACUGGGAGCAAUUAACAGCACAUUGAGCAAUCAGAGCAAAGAGGCUUUCAUUGACUGGGCGAGAUACGAUGACUCACAGGAUCACUUUUGUGAACUUGACGACGAAAGGUCCCCAGCGGCCCAGUACGUGGACCUGGUGUGGAACAGCAUCUAUGAAGAGAACUGCUUCAAGCCUCGGUCUGUUUAUCGUCCUUUAAACCCGCUGGCACCCAGCCGAGGAGAAGAUGAUGGAGAAUCAUUCUACACGUGGCUAGAAGGUUUAUGUCUGGAGAAAAGAGUCUUCUAUAAGCUCAUAUCGGGACUUCAUGCCAGCAUCAAUUUACAUCUGUGUGCGAAUUAUCUUUUGGAAGAAACCUGGGGUAAGCCCAGCUGGGGACCUAACAUCAAAGAAUUCAAACGCCGCUUUGACCCCGUGGAAACCAAGGGAGAAGGCCCGAGGCGGCUGAAGAACCUGUACUUCCUGUACCUCAUUGAGCUGCGGGCCUUGUCCAAGGUGGCCCCGUACUUCGAGCGCUCGGUGGUCGAUCUGUACACUGGCAACGUGGACGAUGACGCCGACACCAAGACCCUCCUCCUGAACAUCUUCCAAGACACAAAGUCCUUUCCCAUGCACUUUGACGAGAAAUCCAUGUUCUCCGGGGACAAGAAGGGGGCCAAAUCUCUAAAGGAGGAAUUCCGGCUGCAUUUCAAGAACAUCUCUCGCAUAAUGGACUGCGUUGGGUGUGACAAGUGCAGGCUGUGGGGGAAGCUGCAGACUCAGGGUUUAGGAACUGCCCUGAAGAUACUGUUCUCUGAGAAAGAAAUCCAGAAGCUUCCGGAGAACAGCCCAUCGAAAGGCUUCCAGCUCACUCGGCAGGAAAUAGUUGCUCUUCUCAAUGCUUUUGGGAGGCUUUCUACCAGCAUCAGAGAAUUACAGAAUUUUAAAGCCUUAUUGCAACACAGGAGGUAAUGAAGGCUUUUCUAUGUCUGGUUAGACAUAAAGUGACUGUGAGGACUUUUCCUCUUGGACAUUCAGCAGAAGGAGACUACCCUUCCGGGACUUCAGGAAUCUGAGCUCUUAAGGAGAAAUGCAAAUGUUCACUUGAAUAUUUAUGACUCUGAAUAGACUGUCAAUUAGAGGUAUUUAUAAAGGAAGUAUAUACUUUUAAAACAUGUAAGUUAUGCUAAUUCCGUGUUUAAUUUCGUUGCCCUCUGUUGACUGUUCUGCUAUGCUGUUCGGUUGGAAUCGGUUCUGUUCCUACUCUGUUAUGCUUCAUUUCCAGUUGUCAGACCUAAACGACUGUUUCCUUCCUGGUAACACUGUGAACUGUCUGUGCUGGGAAGGCGAGGCCGGGAGCGUGAGGGCUGGUCUCGGGUGGGGCUGGCUGGGGACCGCAGUGCCUGGCCGGCCUCGCUCUGUCACCUCCUAGCCUGCGGGAGCGCCCGGGUGAUGGGUGGCCUUGUACGUGUCUGGUUUCAGAAGUUCCUGAGAGUCCCCAGGACUUCUGCUCCCACUUCAUUGGUUUGUGUCUGAGUUUGUAGUUGCUGUUGUAGGUUCGCUCGGUCUGAAGGCCCAGUUUCGGUGAAGGUAAGUGCCGCCGCCCGCCAGGCCAGGUCCCGAGUGAGGGCGGGCCCGGGCGUCUGUACUCAGAACCCAGACACCUGUUUCUUUGAUUUUGUGUUUCUUUGUUUCUUCUCCAAUUUUAGAAAUGUUCAUUUACUAAAAAAAAACAAAACAAAACAAAACACAAAAAUUGCAUAAAUAUUUAGCAGUUUCCAUCUUGGUAAAAUUUGCGUGGGAGUUCAUGGAUUUAUAAUGCCAAUUUAAAACAUGAUGUGCACAAAGCUUACUAUUUUCCAUUCAGGGAAGCAUUUUUAGGGGUUUUACUUUAGAGCACAAUCUAUGCAAUCCUCAGUCUGGUUUCCUCGGGCGGGAGGUUUAAGCAGGUGGGUCAGCCUCUCCCCUCUCCUCGCUCUAGUUCAUGGCAUGUAAGCCGCCCUUCGGGGCAUCUGUGCCAACAGGUGACUCAUUGGCCCCAAGCAGUCACUUCUAAGCCCGGGAUCCAAAUACCCUUAACAUUGGAAAUGCGGAUCCUUUUAAAAGGUGUUAGGAGAUAGAAUGUGGGAAGGUGGCGCCUGUGUGGGGGAAGGAGGGGACCAGUAGGUCUCCUUGGCCUCUUGAGCCUUGUGUGACCCUUAACGCCCAUGGCUGCUGGGCCCGUCGGAGCCGUGGCCGCUGGGCUAGUGGCACGUUUUACAGCCAUUGGGUUGGCUCCCCGUCUUUUAAAAAGACUUAGUCACCCUUGCAGGGAGGGGUGUGGUUGGAGGAAGGGCUCACUGGCUAAUUCUCUCCUGACCCGAUUCCUAAUGGCUGUGGAGCUGGGCUUUGUUGGCGAUGGUGAUGUUUUUGUUCAGUCGAAUGAACAGGCUGGCUGGGAGCCGCCUCCACUUUUCCUUCAUUUCAGGGGUGAAGUGUCGUGUGGGGGCGAGGGGACCUUGGGGUAAACAGGUUUAAAAGUGGUAAUAUUGCAGGUCAGUUGUAUCGCGGAGAAUUACUCCCAGUGCUCAUUCGGAGCUUAAGAAAAUGUGAAAGCUUGCACUUGGUUUAUGUUUCCUGUGAGCUUAAAAAUCGUUUUGGUGGCGUGACUUCCUCGUUCCCUCAGCUGAAGACAAAGCCUAUUAUUUAAACUCGAUUUCCUGCAAAAUCCUUGGUCAUUUCCAUGUAUUGCUUUUUCUCUGUGUUAGGCAACAAUUGUACGUUAGAGUGAGUUCUAGGCGAUUCAGGUCUGGUUGGGGUAAAAGCUCUUUUCAAAGUUUAAACCGAUGUUUUUUCACUGCCGAGAAAAAUAAACAAAUGAAGUCUAUUUAAGCUGAAAUUCAUUUGCUUCACUUAUUUUACCAGAUUGUGGGGGCAGCCUGCAUCUUUGUGUCUGUGUCUCUUAAGCGGCUCAUGUGCUGGAAGAAUCUGUGCUGUGAGCCUGCUGCUUGGUGGUCAUGUGAUGUAAGCUGCUUUUCCAGGUCACGUGCCUUUGCUGGGAAGUGAUACAGGACACUGACUGCUUUGUAAACACUUGGCUGGUGGCACCUCUUGGCGUUGUGUCUUUAUCUCGUCACCUGGUCGGGAACCUCGCACUGGGUACUGUAACGACGGACAUGAUGGUCCAGCUGAUGAAGCCAGAAGAUGCAGACGAGGCAGCGACCCCCCCUCCAGGGGCCCGGCCUGUUUUCUUAGUGCCAUCGAUGUGAGUGAGAAACGCUCGCUAUUGAAAUGGGUCCAGUUUGCCUGUUGCUCCUGUGGUGAUUCCCAGCCUCCGAGGAGGUCAGACAGACGAGUAGCGGUUUUCAGGUUUGACACCUGCCGACUAGCACCUCUUGACGUGUUCACGUGAGAGUGCGCUCUCUUCUAGGGAGUAUCUGCAGGAACAAAUUGCAAAUCCUGUGCUGUUGUACCCACUGUGUAGUAGGCGUGCAAAUUAAAGCAAAUGUUUCUGCCA
Messenger RNA from Myotis davidii, 3937 nucleotides. It is a transcript of the gene ERO1B, whose product is annotated as endoplasmic reticulum oxidoreductase beta. Lineage: Eukaryota; Metazoa; Chordata; Mammalia; Chiroptera; Vespertilionidae. The transcript is spliced from 17 exons. Gene Ontology annotation, molecular function: thiol oxidase activity; FAD binding; protein-disulfide reductase activity. The coding region runs from base 16 to 1413 and encodes 465 amino acids. The record is from RefSeq and is a predicted model, not a curated record. Gene Ontology annotation, cellular component: endoplasmic reticulum; endoplasmic reticulum membrane. Gene Ontology annotation, biological process: protein folding in endoplasmic reticulum.